This is a messenger RNA of Suncus etruscus (white-toothed pygmy shrew), 1524 nucleotides long. RefSeq names its product zinc finger DHHC-type palmitoyltransferase 23 (gene ZDHHC23). The transcript has 5 exons. NCBI's taxonomy places the organism in Eukaryota, Metazoa, Chordata, Mammalia, Eulipotyphla, Soricidae. Bases 186 to 1472 code for a protein of 428 amino acids. The record is from RefSeq and is a predicted model, not a curated record. Gene Ontology annotation, biological process: protein targeting to membrane; peptidyl-L-cysteine S-palmitoylation. Gene Ontology annotation, cellular component: endoplasmic reticulum; Golgi apparatus. Gene Ontology annotation, molecular function: protein-cysteine S-palmitoyltransferase activity.
GGUGGGCGGUGUAGAGCUGAGUCCGGCCCCACGCUUCUCUUCUCGCUCCGGAGCCGGGAAGCUCCCCCAAACGCGUCCACGGGGCCGCAGAGACUCCUUCAGGUCUGGCUCCAUCCAGCGCCCGCCGCGCCUCGGACCCCGCGCGCGCGCAGGGCUUCGGAUCCUCAUGGUGACAGGUGCGAGUCAUGGCACCCCAGGGCAGGAUGAAGCCGGCGAGGAAGAAGAACUCGGAAGAACCCGAAUUGGAACCCCUGUGCUGCUGCGAGUACAUAGAUGGGCAAGGGGAGAAGAACCACGUGGCCGCCUGCUUGUGCGACUGCCAGGAUCUAGAUGAGGGUUGCGACAGAUGGAUUUCUUGUAAAUCUGUGCAGCCAGAGACCUGUGAGAGGAUCAUGGAUACAAUCUCGGAUCGCCUUCGAAUUCCCUGGCUUAGGGGAGCCAGAAAGGUCAACAUCAGCAUCAUCCCCCCGCUCGUCCUCCUGCCCAUCUUCCUCCGUGUGGCUUCCUGGCAUUUCCUCCUGGGGGUGGUGAUUUUGACCUCCCUCCCUGUGCUGGCCCUGUGGUACUACUACCUCACUCACAGAAGGAAAGAACAAACUCUGUUUUUCCUCAGCCUUGGAUUAUUUUCUCUGGGCUACAUGUACUAUGUGUUCCUGCAGGAAGUGGUCCCCAAAGGGCGUGUUGGGCCCCUUCAGCUGGCUCUCCUUACCUUCGGAUUAUUUUUGAUACUUUUAGCCUUGUAUAGAGCCAAGAAGAAUCCAGGCUACCUCAGACAUCCAGCAAGCAAUGACACAUUCCCAAGCCACAGACAAGUAGAAUGCCCGAACAGAAAAGGGCAAGAGAAGCCCAAAGGCUCCCCCAGUCCAGAUCUGUCGGGAAGUCUCAGCAAUCGAACUCUGAAGGAAGACCCCCCAGGCUCUCCUGGUAGGGGCAAGGAAGACUGGUGUGCGAAGUGCCAGCUGGUGCGACCAGCCCGGGCAUGGCACUGCCGGAUAUGUGGCAUCUGUGUGAGGAGAAUGGAUCAUCAUUGUGUCUGGAUAAAUAGCUGUGUUGGAGAAUCAAAUCAUCAAGCAUUUAUACUUGCCCUUUCGAUCUUCUUGCUUACCUCGGUGUAUGGGAUAACGUUGACCUUGGACACCAUUUGUAGAGAUAGAAGUGUCUUCACUGCUCUCUUCUACUGUCCUGGAGUGUAUGCGAAUUACAGCUCUGCUCUGUCCUUCACCUGUGUGUGGUACUCUGUGAUCAUCACUGCGGGCAUGGCCUACAUCUUCCUCAUCCAGCUGAUCAACAUCAGUUACAACGUGACCGAGAGAGAAGUCCAGCAGGCCCUCCGACAGAAGACGGGGCGUCGGCUUCUCUGUGGGCUCAUUGUGGACACAGGCCAGUAUAAUCGGGGCUUCCUGCGGAACUGGCACCAGUUUUCCACCCUGGGUACUCACCCAUUUCACCACCCUGCUGAGAACAUUGUUUAAAGUGCCUUCUUUGUUUGGCUUUCAGGGGGAAAUGGUUCCGCCUCUGCUUCCU